GGCGGCCGGAACGCUUCUUCUCGGUGUCGGGGAGCGAGUUCCGCGGGGAAGCGUUCCGGGGUGCACCGGGCGUAAUGGCGGCGCCCAGCGCUCGCUGCCUGUGGCGAGCACUGGCCCCGCGCUGCGGGCGGCUCCUCCCCGGGCUGGAGCAGCUCCUCGCCGUCCCCGCCGUGCUGAGCCCCGCCGCCGCCCGGCCCUACGCGGCCGCAGCCAAAACCGCCAAAAAAGAUGCCAAGAGGCCCAGGAAGGAGAAGGUGAAGGAGAAAGCCCCGCCUCGGAGGCGGCCGCUGAUGGCCAUGCCCGUGGACGAUGUGUACCUGACGUGGCUCUACAAGAGACCCUCCUACGAGCUGGAGCAGGCCGUGGGCAUGCUGAAAAGAUUCCAGGAGCUGGAUUUCACCCACCCCAAGCAGUUUGUGUACAUCAAUGUGUUCCUGGAUAUGGCUCUGCAGAAGAAGAAAAAAGUGGAUCCUUUUUCCAGCAGUGUCACUCUUCCCCAUCGCUUUACAGACGAGGUGAACAAGGUUUUGGUGUUCACAGAGAAUGAGCAAGAAGCUGAAAUAGCUCGAGAGCACGGAGCUGCCAUCGUGGGAGGACUGGAAUUAAUCAAAUGGAUCUUGGAGGAUGAAAUCCAAGCUGAUUUCUACGUGGCCGUCCCUGCCAUAAUACCCAAGUUAAUACCCCUGAGGAACAAACUGAAAAGGAAGUACCCCAGCAGCAAGAGGAAUUCCCUGGGCAGUGACAUUCCCAAAAUGGUGCAGUUCUUCAGAGAAUGUCACGAGUACAAGGUAGAGGACGAGGAUAUAAUCAAGACAAGAAUAGCCAGGCACCUUGUGCUGCUCUGGAGAGCAGUGUUCAAAACUUCAGGAUUGGUGUGCAUCCACAAGGAUUUGGUGUGGAAAGCUGGCUUGGAAGCUGGGAUAUUUAUUUCGCUGUGGGAACUAUUUUUGAAAACAUUUUCUGAGAGCAGCCAGCCUGGAGACGUGGAGAGGAGGGGUGGAGUGACCAGCUUGGUGGUGGACUUUUGUUUCCUAGAUCCCAUUGUGCGGAGGUUGGUUAUCAGAUCUUCCACCAGUGAAGGUUUGCUGCUGAACCUCGAUGGAAUCCUGCCUCAGGUGGAGAAAGUAGAAGAAAAAGAAGAAGAGAAUGCAGUGGAUGAAGAUGAACAAAAGCCAGCUAACCAAGAGUCCAUUAGUACCUGAUGUCUUCCCCUUGCUCUAGCAGGGGGAGCAGAUGGUGUCAUUCAAAUCAUGCUCUGUGAGAAGAAAAAAUAAAUGGGACUUGUGGAUUUCAGGUGUAAA
Parus major (Great Tit) is the source of this 1301-nucleotide messenger RNA. RefSeq names its product mitochondrial ribosomal protein L1 (gene MRPL1). NCBI's taxonomy places the organism in Eukaryota, Metazoa, Chordata, Aves, Passeriformes, Paridae. Bases 75 to 1202 code for a protein of 375 amino acids. The transcript is spliced from 9 exons. The record is from RefSeq and is a predicted model, not a curated record.